Messenger RNA from Verticillium dahliae VdLs.17, 1361 nucleotides. RefSeq lists its product as uncharacterized. The record is from RefSeq and is a predicted model, not a curated record. Bases 132 to 1361 code for a protein of 409 amino acids. Gene Ontology annotation, molecular function: transcription cis-regulatory region binding; zinc ion binding; DNA-binding transcription factor activity, RNA polymerase II-specific. Lineage: Eukaryota; Fungi; Ascomycota; Sordariomycetes; Glomerellales; Plectosphaerellaceae. Gene Ontology annotation, biological process: regulation of DNA-templated transcription. Gene Ontology annotation, cellular component: nucleus. The transcript has 7 exons.
AUGUGGACGACCCGGCCGAACCGGAGAGAAAAGAACGAAGUCUUUGCAAAACCACCGGCACCUCCUCCGACUGGAGCAGUACGUGAUCGUCUUUGCAACGUUCCCCGCGCAAUCCACAAUCCUGCCAAGCGAUGGCACCUCUUCCACUGGGACCCGACGAUCAGUAUGCGUCUGUAAUUGGGGCUGUGCCAGAGGCUCAGGCUUCGGUGAAGUCGCGGAAAGCUUGUGUGAAUUGUCGACGUCAGAAGAUGAAAUGCAGAAUUGACGAGGGUCCAUCUUGUCGAAGGUGUCUGCGAACCGGCGUGUCUUGUGUGUUUGUGCCUCGAGCUAAUGCCGCUGCGUACACCGAAGGAUACACUCCCGGUGACGCAUCUCAUCGCAGUGAAAGAUCAUCGCAGCUCAACGAGAGCAUACUUCGUCGGCUACAAAGGCUUGAAGACCAUGUGGGGUUGACUGCUCUCGGAGAGAAUAGCCUCCACAACGAGACACAAAGCGGUACUAUGUUAGAAAGUCCGGAGCCUGAGGAUUCUUCCCUUCGACCACUGCGGCCUGCCAUUCAGGUGCUCAAGAAUACAUGCUCUGCAGGCACCACCUCACCGCUGUGGGAAGAACCACUGAUCAAGCGACUUUGGCUCAGUAUGAGGGGGUCGGAUGAGGUGGUUGUACAUGCUGCUGAGUACUUCAUUGUCCUGUGCAAUGCCAUUGCGCAGCUAUGCAUGCCCUCCAGCAGGGGCCUGCCGACCAUCUGGGCUUGCUUCACGAGUGAUACUCCAACAACGUCCGACUCAUCGUCGUUCAGUGGUGUUGAUGCGGCCGUCAUCAGAGACUGGGCCCGACAGCUGGAUGAUUGGUUGGUGGAAUUUGGUGCUCGAAACGAGGAGGCAGAUAACCAGAGCAAACUCACGUUUCGACAAUACGUCCUCCACCGCCUGUUGGUUCUGUCAAUCUACCUCCCAGCCCGCGGCAGCGACUUGUUCUCCAACACAACACCCAAAGAGCAACAUGAACUUCUGGUCUCGGCUCGGGCGGCUGUCAAGUUGCAAGUGGCCGACUCGUCUAUAUGGUCCAACUUUGACCUUGUGAUGAUCACGUGGGCGGCUUUGAUCGUGAUCCAAGGGGUCGAUGGCGGGGUAGGCGAACCUGAUGGAAGGCUUCAGGAGGCCCACGAACACAAUUCCAACCUUCAUGGUGCUCUGGCCAAUCGCCUAGAAACGAAACUGCAAGGGCUCAGCACGCCUCAGAUGGGCGAUGCCAUGAGCUUUGAGCCGGACGGCACCUUUGACACUUCUUGGUACAUAUUCGACCAGUCUAGUCUCGACGCGGGCUUUGAUAUGUCCUUUUUGGAUGGCCCUUUACAAUGA